AUGCCGAAGAACAAAAGGAAGGUCUCCGAUGAGGCGAACGCUCGUGAAGGCGACAUCGCUGAGCUUCGUGCAAGCAUGGCUACGCUUGAAAGCAAGGUGAGCCAGAAGAUACAUGCUCUAGCACAGAUAUUGGACAAAAUUGUCGCCCAAGAAUGUCGAAACGGCGGCCGACAGUCCAAAGUCCCGGGCGUUGAUGCGUCUGUGCAAUGCGAUACGGUUCAGGUAGAGAAUCUCGGCGGCGCGGCGGCAAACGCCGACAGAAGGGGUGUUGGAUAUCCCCGCGUGUCGAGUGACGUGCACGCAAGAGUGGUUGCUACGGGAGUCCCUUUCGCUGCCCAGGUGGACGGGCAAUCUAGCUUGAAUGGAACUCCGGAGAGAGGAUCACUGCUUGGUGCUCGAUACCAUCUGAACCCUGGUGAACGCCGGACGCAGCCGUGGACAAGGUGGGAGAGCAACGAUGAGCCUUGGCGUUCAAGUGAGUCCUCAAGACAGGGAGAUAAUGACAAUUUGGAAGUGCCACGAGACUUCUUGGAGGGUCUCAAGUUCAACGGCAAAAACGACGACGCUUUGUUAUUCCUACGUCGUGUAGAAGACGAGAUAGAAACCUACUGCGUGUCCGACAGAGCAGCAAUUGUAGCACUGCGCAAGCGUCUUGUAGGUCAUGCCCUUGAGUGGGGACAGAUGGCGGCUCGAACAUUCCGUGACUGGGAGACAUGGCGUCAAAAGUUUGUUGAGCGCUUCACGUCUACUCGGGGAAUUCGAGAAGCACAGCUGGCUCUAUCCCGCGUUGUAAUGGCAAGCAAUGAGCGCCCUGCGGACUAUGUAGACCGCGUCCGUGCACUGGUACAUCGAGCAGGAUUUCGAGAUUCGUCGCCGCAGUUCCUAACUACUAUUUAUGAGGGAUUGCCAGCCCAGCUGCAGUGGCAUACAGACGUCCGAGAGUGCACGACGGUGGAGCAGCUGACUCAGGUGUUGAAUCGUUAUUUUGAUGCCUUAGAUGAUGUGACCCAUCGCCAGAAAACAAUGAGUAGUCUACCCGGACAGGAGAAGACACCCAAGAGGGAAAGAAAGGCAGCGGCAGAAAAGGCUGAUGACCAAGCUGACAAGGACAGGUCAGAGAUUGUCAAAGAGGGUUCAAGAAACCAGAAGCCAAGCCAAGCGACAAGCCAGAAGGAGAAACGGAGUUGCUUCUGGUGCGGUGAGAUGGGGCAUCUCAUAAACCGCUGUCCACGACCGCCGAGCCCGCGUGACAGUGAACCUCUCCCGGAACAGCGAGUGACGUGUGUGUUGGUGUCUGAAGAGGAAGGCACCACGCAAGCUUUCCAGAGGACGGGCGUGGGGGACCCGGAAGAAGUGAGCUCCCAACUCAACGUGUGCGGCCUCACCUGUGAGGUGUCAACAUCUGUGAACGAACUGUCUGGACUUUAUGACAUCAACACAAGAGCGGACAGGUUGCCCAUGAACGACCUACACCACCGGCCAGUGAUAGAACUGACGGUUGGGGAGAAAGUGGCACGUGCGCUGUUGGACAGUGGAUCAGACGCGAACCUCGUAUCCGUACAGUUUUUGCGGAAUGCCAGCGGAAAGGUCAACACUCGUAGGGGUAGCAUUGGACGACUCGAACUGUACCAACAUGACAACAGUAACCUGACUACUAUUGGUGGAUUAGACAUCGAGGUCACAUGGAGAGAUCAAACAGAGUGGAUACCCUUCCAGGUGGUACCGGUACAAGCUACAGAUUUCGUACUGGGAGCGUCAUUUUUGGUACGCCACCGUCUGCUCACGGACCAGCGGGAUCAAGUGACGUCGUUUGCUCAGACGGAUGAUAUGAUGUACGUUAACAACCUCGUUGGUGACAGCGUUGCAUCAAAAUGGGUGGACAGAAUCCCAAGUGUAUUUUCGGACAGGAUUGGGAAGACGGGAGAUCCUAGAGACCAGUGCAAGUUGCACAUGUCCGAGGGCCCGCCGAUACGCGUCUACUGCAGAAACCUCCCGGUAGCGUGGCAAAGGGAGAUACAAGAAACUGUGGAGAAGAUGGAGGCGGCGGGAAUUAUUCGGCGAAGUACAAGCGCCUGGUGCUCUCCCCUGCAGCCUGUAAGAAAAGCAGACGGCAGCGUUAGGAUCUGUGUGGACUAUCGCGAGUUAAAUAAGCGAGAACUCGGAAAUGCCGCACCGUUGCGCGAUAUGCGGGAGAUAUUGAGGAGCUUUGCGGGUUCCACAGUGUACACAACCCUGGAUCUACGGCACGGCUAUUGGCAAGUGCCAAUGAGCGAGGAAAGCAUUCCAUACACGGCAUUCCAGGGCCCGAACGGCCUUUACGAGUUCACAAGGAUGCCCUUUGGGUUGAAGUGUGCUCCCGGUGUAUUUCAGGGCAUAAUGGAAAGAAUUCUGACGGGACUAGUUGGGCGCACAUGCUGGGUGUAUUUGGAUGAUAUCAUCAUCUUUGCAAGCGGAAGAGAAGAACUAGAGCAAAGGCUCACCGAAGUACUGGAACGACUGGAGCAAAGUGGCCUUACUUGCAACCUGGAAAAGUGUCAGUUCUUCCGUGACGAACUAAAGUUCCUAGGGCGCGUCAUAUCAGCAAAAGGUGUGGAGAUCGAUCCGGCAAAAUGUGCGGCUAUACAGGAAUACCCACGGCCACGUAACACGCGGGAACUGAGAAGAUUCCUUGGAAUGGUAAACUGGAAUCACCAACACCUCGAACACGCGUCAUCAAUAGCAGAGCCUCUUGCGAGGGCAACUUCACGCAAGAAAAAAUGGGAAUGGAGUGAAGGAAUGGAGGACGCAUUCACUAAGCUGAAAGAGGAGAUGGCUCGUGCUCCUGCACUAAGGUUGCCUGAUUUCAGCAAACCAUUCAUUUUGGCUACUGGCGCAAGCGCUGUAGGAGUUGGGGCUGUUUUAUUGCAGACCGAUGACACUGGGUUCGAACACCCACUGGAGUUUAUGAGCGCCACUCUGACGGAGGCACAACAGAGGUACACAGUCAUGGAAAGAGAGUGCCUUGCGGUUGUGAGUGCCGUGGGCAAGUUCCGGCAAUAUCUGCUUGGACGGCAGUUUACCGUCCGUACGGACUGUAGUGCAUUAGUUUGGCUACAGGACAACAAAUGCAAAUCGGCACGCCUGGCCCGGUGGGCACUCACCUUACAGGAGUACGACUACACAAUGGAGAAAAUCAGGGGAAGUGACAACUGCUGUGCGGACGCUUUGUCACGCCACCCUAUUUAG
Molecule: messenger RNA, 3225 nt
Organism: Ornithodoros turicata
Lineage: Eukaryota; Metazoa; Arthropoda; Arachnida; Ixodida; Argasidae
Exons: 1
Coding region: 1-3225 (1074 amino acids)
Biological process (GO): proteolysis
Molecular function (GO): zinc ion binding; aspartic-type endopeptidase activity; nucleic acid binding
Source: RefSeq, a predicted model, not a curated record